Molecule: messenger RNA, 1659 nt
Organism: Desarmillaria tabescens
Lineage: Eukaryota; Fungi; Basidiomycota; Agaricomycetes; Agaricales; Physalacriaceae
Exons: 6
Coding region: 1-1659 (552 amino acids)
Source: RefSeq, a predicted model, not a curated record
AUGUCGACUGUCCCCCCUCGGGCUUCAUACAGCUACCGAGUUGGUACAUUUUUGCUUCCUACUGUCAGGUCUGGUUUGCAGCCUCCAGUCCAGUGGUUCAUCACACAAGGAGUUUCUGUCUGGUACCCAUGGACCAGUCACCAAGCACAGGAGGCUCAGGAGUGGCCUCAUCUCUUUGAUGCUAUCACUCCUCCAGUGCAUAUUUUGCAAGAGCUUCAUGCUUAUCUUCAGCAACCUGUAUCUCCCUCUGGUUCUUCUCAAAAUGGUCACGAGAAUGCAAGCGGUCCCCUGACAGACAUUGAUAGCUCAGCUCUACCUGACACCAGUAUCCUCAAUGUUGAUAUGCUUGGAGGCAUGUUCAAUCCUGAUUCUUCCACUUCCCUGCCUUUUCCAGCUGAAGGAUCACCUACAUUAUCAACUUCCGGCAAUCUUCUGGGAUGGAUCUCAUUCUUCAAGGCAAGGAACAAGCACAAUGCUCAAAGAGAGAAGACAGAGUCCAAACAACAUCAUGCCUUGAGACUUGGCCAUGAGAAAAACCCUCCUACAACGCAUGCACGGGGCCUUUACGAAUGGGUGGAAGAUCCUUUUCCUGAUGUUUGUAGUGACGAUGAAGAUUUCUAUGGAAUGGACAUUCUGGAUAAUGACUACAAUGAUGGUCCAUAUGAUGCUGAAGCUGAUUUGGCAUCACAGAAAUUCCAGAGAAUGCCAAGUCCUGACAUCUCUGUUAUAGAGGGACAUGAUGACCAAAAGACUGAGGAAACUCCUGAUUUUCUCUAUACCUUGACCUCACAAUUUGGAUUCAUUCCACCUAUCAUUGUCAAUGAUCCACUAGAGGUGGCACAGAUUUUAUCCUCUUCCACCGCAGAUGCCAUAUUACAGUUCUUGGGUGACAUUUCAAGCAAGCAAAAUCCCGCAGUUGGUAGAUGGGAUGUUGAUCCUGGGGACCAGCAAAGUCUAUCUUUUCAUCCUUGUUUGUUCACACUCAAGGCUGAUCCUGGAUCCUUGCUGUACAUAAUAGGCAAGAUGUAUACAAGAAUCCCCUUCCACACACUAGUUCGUCUCAGCAAUACUUUCGGUGCUCACAAACCACUGGCUCUUCCUCUUAUUUCCUUUCAACUGGUGGACUACAAAUUUACCGCAAGGGAUUACCAAGCCUAUGUCGAGAACUGCACAAACAUCCUAAGUAAACCUCAAGGCUGCACAGCUCUUCUCCGAGGAGGAAUCGUUUGGCACCUCGCUAAGGAGCAUCUCAGUUUGGAUGCUGCACUUCAUGGACUCUCCAGUACUGUUACUCAAAACCACACCGGGUUUGUUUUCAGGGACAGAGGUGAUGCAUGGAGCCUGUGGGAUGACAAUCUUGUUAAUGAAGAAGCUAAUCUCAUCUGCGGUUUGUACAAGUGCUAUACUGAUUCUGGCUUACAAGUAGCUUUCAAGUCUUGGUGGCCACUUCCAUUUACUUGGAAUGUGGCUGGUGUCAAUAUGGGUUUUUGGUCAGGUGAAAAUGAGCAGUGGUAUCAGAAGAGAUUACAGGAAAUUCUAGAAGGAAAGGCUGAACCUCUGGGUGUAGAUCAAUGGCAAAACAAGCUAAGAGGCUAUCCUGUUACAUGCAAGCUCCAAGCAGGGCUUUAUGACUUAUCAUGCCUCCCAGGUCUUGUGUAG